AAAUAUGCUGGAUGUUACUGCUUCAAUAUUAUUUUUUACCAUAAUAAUUUUCGAUUAAUAUUUUAAUUUGGUGGGGGACGGAAGAAGCAGAGGUGGCGCCACGUGUCGGCCAUCUUUCAAAGUGUGCAAAAUCUACGGCUACCCGAGGACUAAAUUCAGUCUGCGUUGCUCUUUAAAAUAGUUGAUGGUGUGUGAUUCAUAAAUGUUUGAUUUUUAGUUGAUAUUAUUUCAUAUUAUUUAUUUGAGUGUACUACCGGACUCAUGAAAAUGGUACUAGCAGAAAAAAAUAGUGAGAACGCCCGAAAUGGCCGCAGAAGUAGGGGGCCGAGUCCAAAUGGUCACGUCCAGGCUGAGUCCACUAGUGAGGACGAAAGUACAGUUCCAGUAGAUAAGAUCAGGGUUGGACGAGACUACCAAGCCGUUUGCCCCGAAUUGCAACCAGAAAGCCAAAGAAAACCCGAGUUGCUUGCCGAUAGGGCUCUCCUAGUUUGGUCGCCAACAGAAGCCAUCCCAGAAUCUAAAUUGGAAGACUACAUAGUUUUAGCUAAAGACAAAUAUGGAUAUAAUGGAGAACAAGCAUUAGGUAUGCUAUUCUGGCAUAAGCAUGAUCUAGAUAGGGCAAUGCUUGACCUCGCCAACUUCACCCCAUUCCCAGAUGAAUGGUCAGUAGAAGACAAAGUGCUUUUUGAACAGGCCUUCCAGUUCCAUGGUAAAAGCUUUCAUAGAAUUAGGCAGAUGUUGCCAGACAAGAGUAUAGCCAGCCUAGUAAAGUACUACUACAGCUGGAAAAAGACGAGAUCACGAACAUCAUUGAUGGACAAACAAGCAAGAAAACUGAAUGCACCAAAAGAAGAUGGGGCACCUUCUGAAGCAGGAUCUGAAGGAGGCUCAAAUGAAGAAUCUGAUCAUGAUGAUAAGAAAUGGACUAUGCACCGUGGUAUUCAACGAAAAUGUGGCCUAACUAGUCGAUGUCGCGUCAGUUGUGCUGGUACAUCAGCAGAUAAUUCUGCGCAGGGUGAGGGUGGAUCGUGCUCAAACUGCGGCGUCAUCUGUACAGUCACUCAAAACACCUCCAAGGGCGCCUACUGUAACUCCUGCUACCAGCAUUGGAGACGCACCGGCCUAUCCCGCCCCACGUCAGGUCCGACGAGCAAGCGCGGCUGUGGGGGCGGCAGUGGCUCGGGCAGUAACGGGGGCGGCGGCGUUUCAGCUGCCGGCCGCAGAAAGCGGAAGCCUCCUAAAGGCAUGUACAUCAACCAUGACGACCUGGCUGCUAUGGCUAGUGGAAAUGCGGGCGUCAUGAUGCUGAGAGCCAUGGAUAGGGAGCUGGAUUCGUUGCAGAGGCAGAUUCAACAAAAUAAACAAAACAUUAGCUCUUUGAAACGCAAACACUCCGACUCCAUUGAAGAUCUCCGUCCUGGAAGCGAAAACAGCUCCCGCUACAACGCGCGAUGGACAAAUGAAGAAUUGCUUUUGGCAGUACAAGGGGUACGCAAAUAUGGAAAGGACUUCAAAAGUAUUGCAGAAGUGAUUGGAAAUAAAACCGAACAGCAUGUUCGUACGUUUUUCGUAAACUACCGCAAACGAUACAACUUGGAUACCAUUUUGAAAGAAUGGGAGAAAGAAAAUGGGCCGCUGCCCGAAGAUAACAAUUCUGGAGAUGGAAAGACUGAACAGGACCAGGAUGGUGACAAUGACGUGAUUUGCAUAUCGCCAACGCCGAGUAAAAAGGACAUGAAAAAUGGUGGGAAAGUGGCCCAAGGACCUAAAUGAUAAUGCUGCGUAGACGUCUUAUCGUUGGAGGUAGCCAUGAAUGAAUCGGUGCGUGUGAUUGGACAAUUUUAGUGUAGGUUGAUAGUAACUUAUGCACAUGAAAAGGCGGGCGCAAGUUGAAGAUUUGUUUGUGCGGAAAUCUGUGUUUGAAUUCUGAUUAUGUUUGUGGCACGCUGGCAUUAUUACCGAGUCACUUUUCUAUAUAUGUCGCACAUUAUGAAGCUUAUUACAGAAAUAAUACAAUUUAUUUUAUAUACAUUUAGGUAAUUAUGAUUCCAGUUAUGUGUACAUUUUUAUUCCAAAAUACAGAAAUAUAAAUAUAUAUCUGUCAGUUUCUAAACUUCUGCUUUUUUAUUUCUGAACUUGAAGUGUGAUUAUUCAAUUUUUGAGGUCAUCUGAUUUAAGUAAUUUUACUCAGAAUACUAAAUUUCACGUCAGUACAGAAAAAUAAUCAAUAUACCAUAUAAAAAUUAUUUGGCAGGUUAGGAUGUGCUCAUCAUCAUUAUCAGUAUAGCUGUGUUCUUUUUAUCAGCCAAAUCAUGCUUUGAUGAGUAUAAGUAAAAGAAUAAAUUAUGAAUAGUAUUUAACAGAAUGUCGUUCAAAUUUGUAUAGAUGAAAUAAGUACCUCUAAAUAAAGUGUGCAAGCAAUAUGUCGAAUUUAAUAUGUACUGAGACCUCAGGAACUGCCUCAGAAGGUCUUCUAAUGAAUACGGCUGUUAUUGGAUUACAUUUUAGCUCGGAUACAAACCAAACUGCACAGAGAUAGGUCCUGCAAGAUGUCAGUCAUUCCUGUGGAGAGCAUGUACAUCUGUCGCAUUUUGCAAAUACAGACGACGUAGCCGUUUCAUUAUCACACCGUGUCCCGCCUUGUAUAAACUAGUUCAUUAAAAACCAUGUACUAUAAGACAGAAGUAAUGCCAUCUAUCACCAGACGCCUGCCACUUCGGAAUAUAUCUGCUGCCCCAAAGAUGUUGUAUCUGUUCAGCGCUUUAAAUCCACGAACCCUUUUUGAGAACGUGAAUAACUACUCAGAUGAGACUGCCAAUACAAACACCCGUUUUGCCCUGGCGUUUGAUUUUGAAGGUUAUUGGACCCGACAAUGGGCGCGUUUCGUCAGAAGAUAACGCUACAAAAGCGUGAUCGACUAACGCUACUGAAGCGUUCACUUAGGCACUCAUUAAUAGUCGCCCCUUGAGGGCUGAGUACCGAUUGAGGGCUGAUCAAUACCUCAAUCUUAAACGAACAAUAAUGCACCUUCAGGUGACCCCUAAAGUGGGUACUGGGUAUACUUAACAUUUGCGUUUCACAGUAGGCUGUGCCAGCUGUCAUCAAAUUUUCAAAAUCUUCAUAAUUCAUUUUCACAAUUUUAAAAUUUCAGGUUUCAAAAACUUUUUAAACUAUGAAAAAUUUGAAAACCUAAAUGAGAAUUGUUAUUGUUAGUUCAAAAUUCAAGGGUCGAUCAACCCUUGAAUCAGCACUCAACCUUUAAGGGUCAACUAUCAAAGCAUUUCAGAUGUGAACGUAGGAAAUUAUCUUCUAAUGAACGCAACAAAUUAGAUAGCUCAUUGCUUGGUUAAAAUUGAUGGCAGUCAUCAAAUUUUUAAUACACAACAAUGUGGAUUCAUUUAUUUCGUAUUUAAAAGAAAAGCAGUAUCUGGAUUGUAAAUUAUACCUUCUUGCGUUGUUUCCUACGUGCGUCGACUAACACAGUUGAAGCAACCACUUAGGCCCUCACUAAUAGUCGACCCUGUGGGCUGAGUACGGAUUGGUGGUUUCUCAACUCUUUGAUUUUAAAUGAACAAUAAUUCACCUUCAAGUCACCCUCAAAUAGAUACUUAAUAUUUGCGUUUCACAUUUGGUUGUAGCAGGUGUCAUCAAAAUCUUGGUAAUUCAAAGUUUCACAAUUUUCAAAAUUUUGAAGAUUCUAAAAACUUUGAAAACCUAAAUAACAAUUGUUAUUGUUCGUUCAAAAUCCAAGGGUCGAUCAACCCUUGAAUUAGCACUCAGUCUUUAAGCACCAACAUUAAUGCAUUUAAAAUUUCAGAGCAAAUAAUUAUCUACUGCUGAACGCGACAAAUUAGAUUGUCCAUUGCUUGGUUAAUUGAUGGCAGCCAUCAAAUGUUUCAUAGACAAUAAUGUAGAUUCAUUUAUUUUACAUUUCAAAUUCAAACAGGAUCUAGAUUGUAAAUUUUACUUUCUUGCAUUGUUUUCUAUUUCUCCACCUCACGUUAUCAAUGUGUCAAAAGCAUUGUUUUCAAGAUUGGCGAGCCAGAAGACCACCAGAGAAAUAACCACAGAUUGUUUUAAAGUUACAUUAUUCAGCUGAUCAAGAAUCUCGUUACUGAGAGAUUUAUCCCUAGUUAUUUUCUUUAUACAUCCUUGCUAUCUUUUCUUGUCGGCCUGAAUGUAUUCGUCAUCAUACUGUUAUGAGUACAAUGUGCAAACGUCUCAAAUAUAUUUUGAUAUAAUUUAUCCAUCUUACAAACUGACAACUUGCUGCUCUCCUACUGUUGUACGAAUUUUGUAUCUUUUGUGUUCAUCUUAUUAUAUGAGAAACUAGAGUAUGACUGACACUCAAGUGCUAUGCUCUCCAGAUUAAAUAUCAUGCUGAGCUACAUUACUCAAUUUGGACUAAAAUAGUGGAUAAGGACAAACUCUAGGAUGCAUUUACAGUUGUUACAAGAGUGAAUAUGUUUUAAUACAAUUUGCUUCACAACUUUCUCUACAAAGCAUAGGAGAAAUUGGCAUGUAAAACUAAUACUAUUAGUCCCUGAAUCCAAUGCUUGUUACUCUGUCUAGCUGUUACUUCUUAAUGCAUUUGUAUUUUCUCUCAUUUUUCUUUUCUGAAUUAGGGGAUAUGUUACUUGAUUCGCACUUGAGCGAAGGAAAUCCAAAGAUUCAACCAUCAGCGUCAAAUAAAGAUACUUAAGAUAUAUCAUGCCUCAAGAUAUUUUUAUCCUUAAUAUAUUACACUGUAUAAAUGCAUAAUUGGAGUUAUAUACCCUUAUUUUCAACAAGCGAGUUUUGAUUAUUAGAGGGUUCAAUACAAAUUAAUGAUAGGAUGUUACCUAGCUACGAGCUGCUCUGCUACUAUAAAUGACAAUUCAGGACUAUCAGACAUUCAUUGUCAAACAUAGCAAUGAAAAUUGAGUUGGUGAGUCAGGCACAUCAGUCAACCGAUGCCAUAUGGCUCCUCUUGUGUUUUACUAUGAAGCUUUUACAACAUAUUGUACUAUUUGAUUACAUGAUAUGUUCUGUUGGUUAAGCCAAAGUUAUUUAACACGUCACUGGCUGUAAAUUUUCCCGACAAGUGAUGGCGAUUCGUAUCAGAUGAUGUACAGGCACCCAACCCUACAUUAUUUACUUCUUACAGCAAUAGGCGACGAAGUAAUGUAAUAAUUGCGAAAAAUUUCGAAUUUGAAGUAUUACUUUUUGAGUGUUUAAUAUAGGGAUGCUCCGCGUACUACUUUUUCAAAACAGCUCUAACUCAACAACAACUCUAAACGCACUGCAGAGUGAAUAGUGACUCAAAAGAUGCUAGGAAUAGAAUUAUACAAAUUAAACCUACAAUAUAUUUUCCCAUACACUUGUUUCCAAGGUAGUCAGUAAAAUUGUUGAUUGAGCAUAAUGUAUUUAACAUUUCUCAAUAUUGUUAUGUACGAGUACAUAUAUUUCCAUGAUGCACUAGAAGUGAUUAAUUAUAAUUUUGCAAUUAUGAUAUUUUCAUUUAACGUGUGAGUGUAAAUAUUAGUUUGUACAAAAUUUAAAUAGAAAAAUUCAAGAUUCCUGUUCCUAUAUCACUAAUAUUUUUUAUUAAGCUGGGAUUAGACAUGUAUAUAAAAUUGAAUUAUGUUGCAGUAAAGAUAUUGGCAAAUUAGGUAUUAAUUACUAUUGUUAUUCGAAAGUGAUAUGUAUUUAUAAUUUUUUUAUUCCACGUGGUUUGAAUGUAGUAAUUAAGUAGCCAAAGCAACUCAAAAUGGAACUUGUACACAAAAAAUCUUAGCAAUGGGUUGACAUGUCUCUUUAAGUAUUUUGGUAAAUCAAAUUAACUUAUCUUUUGGUAAAUCAAAUUAACUUAUCUGGUUAAGUUUGAAAAUCGAAAAAAGUGCACAAGUUCUAUUUCUAGGAACUCAUUGUCUUGUUUCUCACUUACUGUUUUCCAUAUUUGUUUUUUUGUCAUUCCGUUCUUUCUAUACAGUUAACGUUAACAUGCAACAGUUUACUUUUCAGUUAUGAUUUGGUCAUGCAUAAUAAAUGAUUUGUAUAACAGUUGUACAAAAAUCUCAAAUAUUCGUUCAAUUGUUGUUCAAAUCAAAAAUAAAAAUUAAAAUUGCAUUGUAAACAACGAAGGAGUGUAAUUUACGUUGAACCAAAUAAUACCUUGUAUACAUAUACUAUAUAAAAAAUAAAGUUAUUUUUUUCAAUACUCCAUAUUAAUACAGGAGAGGCUCAAAACAGACAGAUUGAAAAACCCUAUUUACUAUGAGGUGGUUCUUAACCUCGCUGUAGGACAAUCUCAUUGUGUCCCUGUUUUGUGUAUCUUACAAAUAUACUAAAUAAUCUCCAAUACUGUACAUAUACAACAGUAAUUUUUUAUGGCAUUUGCUUCCUGAUUAUGCCGCAUUUGUAUAAAGUAAUUGAAUUGCAGAUUUAUGAUUGGAUGAUUUAACAUUCAUUAGUUUCAUUUUAUAACAUUGUGUUCGAGUUGACAAGUUAUCCUGACUGUUGAGUUAAUGGAUCCUAUUCCUUUUCAAAAGCCAGUCCACUUUUUGUUGUCAGAUGCUCAGCUUAUUACAUAUUUCACAAUGUUACUAGAAGUAUUAAGUAUUUAUUGAUUUUAGAGUUGUUUAUUUUUGUUCUGGUACCUUUAUUAUUUGACAUUUCUAAUGAUUAGUGAUUAAGGUUACCUAUAUCAGUAGCUUAGUUUCAUUGUAUUUAAUAUAAUAAAUUACUUUUAACGUUUA
Molecule: messenger RNA, 6737 nt
Organism: Acanthoscelides obtectus
Lineage: Eukaryota; Metazoa; Arthropoda; Insecta; Coleoptera; Chrysomelidae
Source: the annotation of a GenBank genome assembly